AUGACAGCUAUUGCAACAACAGCAGAGGAGGACAACAUCUGUGUAGUCGGCCUAUACAAAAACCACUUUCUACCCAAGAACUUGCAGAUCGUAGGCUAUGCAAGAUCUGCUAUUGAACUAGAUGACUUCCGCAAACGUGUUUCCAGCAAAAUUAAAGUUCAACCUGGUGACGACCUCGAGGGGUUCAUCAAUCGGUGUACAUACGUAUCGGGCAAAUAUGACGUUGAUGCGGACUAUGAAAAGCUAGCUAAAUUUGUGGACUCGGUUGAAGUCGCUGUCUCUGGAAAGCGAAACCGUCUUUUCUACUUGGCUCUCCCUCCCAACGUGUUUGCUGAUGCUAGUAAAGGAAUCAGCAAAUUCCUCCAUACUUCGAAGGGUCAAAAUCAGUUGAUUGUCGAAAAACCUUUUGGUCGAGACUUUGAAACCUCAAAAGCGCUCAGCAAGUCUCUUGCUCAAUACUGGAAGGAAGAUGAGAUUUAUCGCAUCGAUCACUACCUCGGCAAGGAGAUGGUCAAGAAUAUCAUGAUUCUUCGAUUUGCAAACAUCUUUUUUGGAGCAGUUUGGAAUCGCUUCUAUAUUCACAAUGUACAAAUCACCUUCAAAGAAGAUAUUGGUACUGAAGGCAGAGGUGGCUACUUUGAUGAGUUUGGUAUAAUACGAGAUGUGAUGCAAAACCACUUGCUGCAAAUCCUAUCUAUCAUUGGAAUGGAAAAGCCUGUAUCUUUAGAUGCUGAAGAUGUCCGUGAUGAAAAGGUCAAGGUCUUGCGCUGCAUCGCACCACUUACAAUGGAUGACGUGCUACUCGGCCAAUAUACCAAAAGUCUAGACGGUAAAGAAGAAGGCUAUUUGGAAGAUCCAACCGUACCAAAGGGCUCCAACUGUCCAACAUUUGCUGCUGCCGUCUUUUAUAUUCACAACGAGCGCUGGGAUGGAGUGCCAUUCAUCAUGAAGUGUGGAAAGGCUUUGAACGAACGUAAGGCUGAAAUACGUAUACAAUUCGCCGAUGUUCCUGGAAAUAUCUAUGGUGUCGAUGUGGCUCGUAAUGAAUUGGUACUCCGAGUCCAGCCCGACGAAGCAGUAUAUAUGAAGUUUAUGAACAAGCAACCUGGCUUGUCCAAAGCAGCCGUCAUCUCGGAGUUGGACUUGUCCUACAAACGUCGCUUCAAUGAACAUCGAAUUCCAGAGGCAUAUGAAUCCUUGAUUUUAGACGCUAUGAAGGGAGACCGCUCCAACUUUGUCCGAGAUGACGAGUUGGAUGCAGCUUGGAAGAUCUUUACGCCAUUGCUUCAUCGUAUUGAAAAGGAUAACAUAAAGCCUGAAAAGUAUGCUCACGGUAGUCGUGGCCCAGAGUCCUUGGAUAGCUUCAUCUCUAAGCAUGGUUACCAACGCAGUCAUCUCGCUUAUGAAUGGAAAGCCCCUUCAGUCACCAAGUUGUAA
Messenger RNA from Synchytrium microbalum, 1437 nucleotides. It is a transcript of the gene ZWF1, whose product is annotated as glucose-6-phosphate dehydrogenase (NADP+). Bases 1 to 1437 code for a protein of 478 amino acids. Gene Ontology annotation, molecular function: NADP binding; glucose-6-phosphate dehydrogenase activity. Gene Ontology annotation, biological process: glucose metabolic process; pentose-phosphate shunt, oxidative branch. NCBI's taxonomy places the organism in Eukaryota, Fungi, Chytridiomycota, Chytridiomycetes, Synchytriales, Synchytriaceae. The transcript is spliced from 7 exons. Gene Ontology annotation, cellular component: cytosol. The record is from RefSeq and is a predicted model, not a curated record.